Molecule: messenger RNA, 1728 nt
Organism: Oppia nitens
Lineage: Eukaryota; Metazoa; Arthropoda; Arachnida; Sarcoptiformes; Oppiidae
Gene: wfs1
Product: wolframin-like
Exons: 4
Coding region: 1-1728 (575 amino acids)
Biological process (GO): calcium ion homeostasis; endoplasmic reticulum unfolded protein response
Cellular component (GO): endoplasmic reticulum membrane
Molecular function (GO): protein binding
Source: RefSeq, a predicted model, not a curated record
AUGACCGAAAUCUACCGAUAUCUGGCCGAAAACGGUUGUCCCGAUAGUCAGGUGCGGUUAGCCUUGCGCUUACUGGACGAAUGGCACCGGGAAGUUGAUGCCAAUGCCGAUGAUGUCGACCUUCGGCGGCAACCGGUUGACAUCAAGUGUCGAUUGGCCAUCGACUGGCUAGUAGAGGCCGCCCACGGCGGCAAUCGGUCGGCCAUCGAUGUACUGGAACAGUGUUUUAUGGACGGUAUCGGUAUUACCGAUGACAACAAACUCGGUGUACUUCGGUGUUUGUCGCGUACAGAAUUGGACAUCAAAGCCGACCAAUUGACCGGCGAUAUUAUGAACGCAGUCAUCACCGCCGCCGCCGAUGAUCGGCCAAAUAAUCCGUUAAGUGUUGACCAGUUUCGACAGCGACUACGCCGUCUAGUCAAUGAUCGGCCAAUGAAUGGCAUAGUCAAUGGUUUUAUGGUCACCACUGAUGAUGUAUUGGUGUCCCCAUCAUCUGCAGCACGAGUUGACAAACGAUACGUUCAUCUGAAUGUCAGUCAACUGCUCCGACAUCGGUCACCCGAUAUUGAUCUAACAGUUGAUCCAAAGCCGCCGAUUGUUGACCACCAGAAAACUGCUAAAUGUUUUCGACAUAUUUUCAAUCUAUUGAAAUCAAUGUUCACAUCCGUCGACUUAGUGGUCAUCAUAUCACUGCUAACCUUGUUUUCGGUAUCACUUAUCUUCAAUUAUCUAUACUUUCGGCCGACUGCUCGUCUGAUGUGCCGAAACUUGAUGUCCGUUCCGACGGUUCUACUGGUUCUCCAGGCACUGGAAGUGCUGGCCUACGGCCAGAUUAUCCAAUCGGUGGACAAGUAUAACAACUAUCGGUUAUGGAUACAAGUGGUUAAGAUUUAUGAUAAAAAUUUCCAACGAAAUGAUUGGCAAUACUUUAGAUCGACAACAGUUUGGUUGUUAGUAUUUACGAUAAGUUUUAUAUUAACAACGGCUUCAGUAGGUCAAGACACUACCGGUACUGUCAUCGGAUCACUCAACACAUCCAUCAGUCGACAGUUGAUGAGUUGGUUAUCAUUUUCCGUACAAUUCAAAUAUAAUUCAAAUCUAUUGCAAUUAUUUGCUGUCAUCUAUCACUAUCUAUCCAUAAACUAUUGUGAAUACAGUUUUAUGACUACCGAAACCUACAUGAGCUCUGUUCCCGUCAAUCCAACCAUUCUAGCAAUUGCUAUCAUAAUACUGGUAACUACUAAACCGUUGUUCAAUUUGAGGACAUUUUAUUUGAUUUUAAUACCCAAUCUGAUGACACAUUUGUUGAUACAUAACUCUGGUAGUUAUGACAUACCAGACUAUACCAUGACAUCCAUUUGUGGAUAUAUUACUAGCGAAUGGAAACUCCUAUUAUUUAUGAUAAUUGAUAUCUAUGAGAUUCAUAUGGACUAUGAUUUUAUUCAUAGCUCAGGUAUCCUAUUGAGGGCCAAAUGCGAGACCUGUUGGGAUGACACUGUUAUUAAACUUCAGGAUAUCUAUGAGUUACAUAUGAUCUAUGAUUUUAUUCAUAGCUCAGGUAUACUAUUGAGGGCCAAAUGCGAGACCUGUUGGGAUGAUACAGUUAUUAAACUUCAGGAUAUCUAUGAGUUACAUAUGAUCUAUGAUUUUAUUCAUAGCUCAGGUAUACUAUUGAGGGCCAAAUGCGAGACCUGUUGGGAUGAUACAGUUGUUUGGCAUAAUUGCUAA